AGUUAGGCAGUUACUAGUUACAGGCAGUUUUAUGACAGUUUCCAACAGAUGUGUUGGUUAGAAACUGUUGUGUCUAUUUGUAAUGGUUGUGUUGUUUAGUCCUCUAUUUAUAUGUAUGGGCACAUUGUUCUGGACAGCAGUUCCACAAUAAAAACACACUGUUUCUAUACUUUAGAUCUGUCAUUAUUUCUCUCAAAGCAGACGGGUGCAGCAGCGGAAGAAGGUGAGGUCAGGCCAACAUUCUCCGGCACUAAUCGACAUCAAAACAUACAUUCCAGGGACAUCAUUACAAAUCCAGCGAUGCAGCGGCAUUCAUUAUCUAGGUGUCAAGGCUAGAACCAAAAAUAUAGAACAAAUUGAGCUCCACUUGGAAUCGAGAGACAAGCGACAGUGCAACAGUCACCGAUAGCCACCUAGAGCUUAACCAGUGCAGAUCAAACAACAUCAACUAAAGCCAACUAAGUUGUAAAUCCAACACCAAAACAGGAAUCAAAAGUUUGGUCUCUUUGGAGGAUGGGGGACUGAGGAAAGACUGCUACGUAGCAUUUCUAUGCAUUAAAUGAACUCAAUGUACAUUCAUGAUUGUGAAGCUGAUUAGUACAAGGAUUGGAUUGAAGUCAGUGAACUCAUUAUUUGUUCAACUGGAGUCUGGAGUAUCAAUGUAUCAAUGUCGGACUUUCGUUUUCUACUUAGUGUACUUUGCAUAUAAUGUUUUGAAACCUUGUUUAUUGUAAUAAGAAUUUCUCUUUUUG
Cuscuta campestris is the source of this 752-nucleotide messenger RNA. NCBI's taxonomy places the organism in Eukaryota, Viridiplantae, Streptophyta, Magnoliopsida, Solanales, Convolvulaceae. The record is from the annotation of a GenBank genome assembly.